This is a messenger RNA of Babesia microti strain RI, 360 nucleotides long. Its product is annotated as Cofilin/actin-depolymerizing factor homolog 1. Bases 1 to 360 code for a protein of 119 amino acids. The record is from RefSeq and is a predicted model, not a curated record. Gene Ontology annotation, molecular function: actin binding. Lineage: Eukaryota; Apicomplexa; Aconoidasida; Piroplasmida; Babesiidae. The transcript has a single exon.
AUGGAUAGUGGCAUUCGCGUAGAUGGGGACGCCUUGGUUAAGUUCAAGGAAAUGCUUAUACGACAUAGCUACAAGUACAUUGUGCUGGUGAUCGAAAACGAUAAGUGUGUAAUUAAGGAGUGUGGCAAUGGGGGCGUCGAUGAUUUGCUAGCUGCCCUGAAAGAUACACCUUGUGCAUUCGUCUGCUUUGACAAGGGGAAAUAUGUCAACUUCUUCAUGUAUGCAACCGAGGCUGCCACAACCAAUGAUCGUACUAUAUACUCUACUACCAAGUCUGCAGUGCACAAGAGUUUGGCCGGUUCUAAAAUUGUCGGUAAUCUCGUAGAAGACGCUAACGAGGUCAGGGAACUGUGCUCCUAG